GCGAGCGACGGGCCUAUCAUGGCGGCGGCGGCAGCGGCUGCGGCUGCGGGCGUAACCGCUUGGACCACUGAGCCGCCGCCGCCGCCGCCGCCGCCGAGUCCCUGUUGAGGAGCAGCUGUGCUGCGCAGCCUGGGACGAGCCGGGCGGGACCCUGCCAGGAGCGGAGCCGUGGGCCCCGCUGGCCAACGAGCCGGCUUCGGCGCGAUGUUAUUCUCGCUGCGGGAGCUGGUGCAGUGGCUGGGCUUCGCCACCUUCGAGAUCUUCGUGCACGUUCUGGCACUGCUCGUGUUCUCCGUGCUUUUGGCGCUGCGUGUGGAUGAGCUGGCCCCAGGCCUGUCGUGGUGGAACGUAUUCGUGCCCUUUUUCGCAGCCGAUGGACUCAGCACCUACUUCACCACUAUCGUCUCCGUACGCCUCUUCCAGGACGGGGAGAAGCGGCUUGCUGUGCUCCGCCUCUUCUGGAUCCUCACCAUUCUCAGCCUCAAGUUUGUUUUCGAGAUGCUGCUGUGCCAAAAGCUGGUGGAGCAGACGAGGGAGCUCUGGUUUGGCCUCAUCAUGUCACCGGUCUUCAUUCUUCUGCAGCUGCUCAUGAUCCGGGCUUGUCGUGUCAAUUAGCCCUGUGUGGAAGGCAGGGGGAAAGAAAGAACGCUGUCACAAACUAAGCCCCUCAGCUAUCGUUGUACUGAAUGAAAGGAAGAACCGCAGGAAGGAAUCAGCCCCUUUUGCUUAUGAGGUUCUCAGCUUUUCUUCAUAAUCUUCGUCCUAACUACAGGCGGGUGGGCAGAUGUGUGGAAAAAACACUGGUCACUAAAUAAAGGUAUUUUUUUUUUUUUUGCUUUCACUUCUGUUUUUCUGUUUUCAUUAUUAUUGAUUUGAAAUGGGUUCCAGAUUGGCCAUAUGUCUAAUUGCCUGGACUGUAAAGGAGCUUUGCUGUUAGAAAUUGCUUUUUAAUAAAAUAUGCUGUUGGAAUGUGA
Molecule: messenger RNA, 974 nt
Organism: Gracilinanus agilis (Agile Gracile Mouse Opossum)
Lineage: Eukaryota; Metazoa; Chordata; Mammalia; Didelphimorphia; Didelphidae
Gene: TMEM203
Product: transmembrane protein 203
Exons: 2
Coding region: 205-615 (136 amino acids)
Biological process (GO): intracellular calcium ion homeostasis
Cellular component (GO): endoplasmic reticulum
Source: RefSeq, a predicted model, not a curated record